Messenger RNA from Durio zibethinus, 1934 nucleotides. Its product is annotated as autophagy-related protein 16-like. Gene Ontology annotation, biological process: autophagosome assembly. Gene Ontology annotation, molecular function: protein binding. The record is from RefSeq and is a predicted model, not a curated record. NCBI's taxonomy places the organism in Eukaryota, Viridiplantae, Streptophyta, Magnoliopsida, Malvales, Malvaceae.
UUAACAUGAUUAAAGCGACAAGAAGUAAAAUAUAAAUAUAUACUAUUAUAAACUCUAAUAACAGAAAAAACUAAACAAUCUCACAAUCUCACCCGAAAAUCUCAUUCAAGAUCUCUCUGGCUCACCCUUUUUUCCCUAAUUUCAAUCACAAUCUUUUGCUCAACCCAAAACCCUAAUAUCAAUUUGAUUCUUGCACCAAUCAAAUUCAGUUCCUUCCGAUCUUAUUAUUAUGUCACAAGAGGAGAUAGCGAGGGAAGCUAUAAAGCACGCAUUGAAGGCGUUGAAGAAACGGCAUUUAGUCGAAGAAGGAGCUCAUUCUCCCGCCUAUAUUGCUCUUUCUCGGCCAAUCAUUUCCCAGGGUUCGGAAUGGAAAGAGAAAGCCGAAAAUUUGGAAGUGGAACUUCAGCAAUGUUACAAAGCGCAAUCGAGAUUAUCUGAGCAAUUAGUGGUGGAAGUAGCCGAGUCUAGAGCUUUAAAAGCUUCUCUCCAAGAGAAAGAAACAGCAAUUGCUGAAUUGGAGAAGGAGUUGAACCAAACCAGGAAUGAAUGCUCUCAAUUAAAGACAGAUUUAGAAGAAAAGGUUAAAACGCUGGAAUUGGUGAUGAGCGAGCACCAGGAACUCAAAGCUCAACUAGAACAACUGACUAUUAAAGCUAAAAAUGCGGAAGCUGAAAAUAAGAUGUUAGUCGAUCGUUGGAUGCUUCAAAAGAUGCAGGAUGCUGAAAAACUUAAUGAGGCAAAUGCACUUUAUGAAGAUAUGAUUGACCGGCUCAAGGCCAGUGGUUUAGAAAAACUUGCCCGAGAGCAAGUAGAUGGUAUUGUCCGUAGAAGUGAAGAAGGUGCUGAGUUUUUUGCGGAAUCAAUCGUUACCUCUGUUUGCAAGCACAGGAUCAAUGCCCACGAAGGUGGUUGUGCUUCUAUACUGUUUGAGUACAAUUCUGGCAAAUUGAUCAGUGGAGGACAGGAUCGAUCAAUCAAAAUGUGGGAUACCAGCACUGGAUCAUUAAGUCAUAGUCUUUUUGGCUGUCUUGGUUCUGUCCUUGAUCUUGCAAUUACCCAUGACAAUAGAUUCAUAAUAGCAGCAAGUAGUUCAAACAACUUGUUUGUAUGGGAUGUCAACUCAGGACGAGUCUGUCAUACUCUUACUGGUCACACGGAUAAAGUGUGUGCUGUAGAUGUGAGCAAGGUUUCAAGUCGUCACGUUGUGAGUGCAGCUUAUGAUCGUACCAUAAAAGUGUGGGAUUUGCAGAAAGGCUACUGCACAAACACAAUAAUAUUUCACAGCAACUGCAAUGCUCUUUGCUUCAACACAGAUGGACUGACCAUAUGCUCAGGUCAUGUCGAUGGGAAUCUUCGGUUGUGGGAUAUUCAGACAGGAAAGUUGCUUAGCGAAGUCGCUGCACAUUCACUUGCUAUUACAUCUCUCUGUCUGUCCCGCAAUGGAAAUGUAAUAUUGACUAGUGGCAGGGAUAAUUUGCAUAAUUUAUUUGAUAUUCGAUCCUUGGAAGUUUGUGGUACAUUCAGAGCAACUGGAAACAGAGUGGCAUCAAACUGGAGUCGCUCCUGUAUGAGUCCAGACGGCAAUUAUAUUGCUGCUGGCUCUGCUGAUGGAUCCAUACACGUUUGGUCAAUCUCCAAAGCUGACAUAGUAAGCACUUUGAAGGAGCACACUGCUCCUGUCCUUUGUUGUGCCUGGAGUGGACUUGGAAAACCAUUAGCCUCGGCCGAUAAGAAUGGGAUUGUCUGUACCUGGACAUGACAUGAUCCGCAGUUUGUGCAUGGAAUGGAGUUGGAAAACCAUCAUGGAUAGUUGUACAUAUGUCAAUAACCAUUUUUUUCGGAAUGUCAACUAUAAUAAUGAUUAGCAACGAAUGUCAAAACAGUUUAACUUUUGUUUUGUUAUUUAAAAAUUCCACUAUACGUUCUGAUUGUAA